Molecule: messenger RNA, 4286 nt
Organism: Exophiala oligosperma
Lineage: Eukaryota; Fungi; Ascomycota; Eurotiomycetes; Chaetothyriales; Herpotrichiellaceae
Exons: 6
Coding region: 419-3676 (1085 amino acids)
Source: RefSeq, a predicted model, not a curated record
CUUCGACGUGCCAACAGGAUUUCUUCAUCCCUCCUACGCAAGCAUUUGUUGUCAGCGCCUCAUUUUGCAGCCUGCUGCGCUGUACAACUCGAGGUUUUCUUUUCUCGACACUCGUUCAUCCUCAUCUACUUUCAAGAACCCAUUUUAUUUCCCAGAACUCUGUUUGUAUCCGCUUUUCGCCCCGUACCGAACGACCCCCCUGAGUGACAGCGUCCUGCAUAUGCAACCUGCCCGGGUGCAAGCAUCAACCUAUCUCCUGUUUAUUGUGCAAAGCCUCUCGCCGGAGUCCUGUUGCCAAUUCGCAAAAGCCACUUUUAGCAACCCUAUUCCCUCACGUUACCCUGCAUGCUGCCAAACAGAUGAAAAGGGCCUACGACACCAUCUUGGCCUGAACUCGACACCUUCAUCCGUUUGAACCAUGCCGUUCUUUUCCAAAGUGUUCAAAGGCAAGGAUGGGGCUGUCAAAAAGUCGACUGCGCCAGUCGCAAAUGGCCAUACCGACAAGAAACCUCAGUGGUCCGACGCGUGGAUAAGGACGAGGGUUGAUCCAGAGGAGGUCUCAGAACUACUACACCUCUGUACUGCGGAACUCAAGUCAAGAGCACUCGAUGUUCCUUUCCUUCUACUCCCUUUCCGACCCUCAUCGGAUCCUUCUGCAGCCAGGACGUUCGUGCGCAACUUCUUCCUUCCGCCUCAAGAUCGAGAGCAGCUCAGAGGACCGAUGUUGGAGAAUGAGUUACGCAUGACUGAGGUCAUGGUUUUGAUUAGUGUGAUGAAAUGGUGUUGGGCUCGUCUGCCUGGCGGUGUAGUCACUUGGGAGGUUUACGAAGGAUUCCGUGUGGGAGAGAAAGAUUCUGGUUACACACGAGAUGCCUUUACUACAUUCAUUCCGCUGGGCGCAGAUUCCUCUGCAAGGGGACAGAUUAUCCAGGAUUAUUUCGACUUACUUGCUGCGACUGCUGCGCAUGGCAAGGCAAACGGCUUGGGAGGCCACAAGCUAUCUAGGUAUGCUGGAUGGUGGGCCUUUGAGCACUACGACAGUGGGAAAGGCUUUGAAACUGGGUACAAGUCGUGGGCCAGUGCUGCUGAUGCAACCGCUCAUCUAUUUUUCGCUUUUUUGCGCUCAAUGUCUCCCGACGGUGGAGGAUCCAGUGGCAUUUUGAACCUGCCGAGGUCAUUACAACAACUCCUCGACUCGACAACCUAUCCUCCAAAAAAUGCAUUGCUGUCGAAUAGUACUACGAAAGUAGUCAUGAUUGUUGACGUGGUUUCACCUACGCCUUACGCAUUGCUGCGACGAGCAAAGAACUUUGAAUACAGGGACGAUGAUCGUGGGCUACAACAAUUUGCGAACUACGAUGACCCAGUGGAAGCAUUGACAGAUGAGUGUCGUCGGGUCCUCAAAGCAAUCUCUUCCGCAAACCAAUCCAGCGUUUCGAAUGCCAAGACAUCAACGAGUUUGGUUGAUCCGUCCUGGUCCAGAUUUGAGGAUAUUGGCUUCGGAAGUUCUCUAGACGAAGAGGAAGACGAUGAUGGCGGUCUUCUGGGGCCCAGGCCAGCAAACCCAAGGCCUCUGCGUACUGCUCCUCGCGCAGGCGGAUAUCAGGAUCUUGCUAGGCCGACAACACCAUCGUGGGCAGACUUCCUUUCCUCUGGCUUUGCUGAUGAGAAUGGCAACACCGCCCAUGCACCAAUUCUGCUCCCUCCAGACAAGAUCCUCCCACCCAUUAAUUCCACUAUGGCCAGGGGUCAAAGUUCACAGUCGCAUCGCAGACAUCUUGAUUUACAACCCAACUUGGAACCUGGUGAGCUGGCGAGCAUAACCAGGAUGGCGGUAGAUGAUUCAUUUUGGUGGGUAUGGAUCAGCAGUCUUGCGCCUGAAGAACCAACUUCCCGAAAAGCCGUUUUCGGCCGCUGCGCUCUUAUAGAGACUAUUCUGUCAGAUGGUCAUUGGAUGGUGAUGGAAGAACAAGUCAAGGGAGCUGCCCCAGAGCCAGCAGUCGGCGCUUACAUCGCCGAGACGAAGAAGUCGUUCCUUGGUUUCACAACAAAGCGUGGACGCUUAACUCGGCGCCGCUCGCAAACGAAGAAGAGUCCUCUCUCACCAGGGCCUCAAUUUGAAGGUGGCAAUAGAGCUACCCUGGCACCAGACCAGCAAGCUAAAAUCCAACAAGCUGCAGCCGAGCUCUCGAAGAAGAAGGAAGCCGAAGAACGGGAGAAAGCCGUCUCUGCUCGGAGAGGACGAACCCCGGAUACGGUCAUACCUUCGAAGACCAACAGCAUCUUCACUAUCGGGCCACUCAUUAAGGAUGAGGCUUCGCCAGCACUUCAAUGGGCAAGUCAGUACGACAAGAAAGCUAUCCGGGCUAAGUACCUGGGCGACUCUAUGGCUGGCAAAGGAUCGCGUGAAUUGUUGACUCUUCCGUCGAGCGGCCUCAGUAGAUCUACGUCGACUCUUUCGGUGGUGAGCAAGAAUAAAGAUCUGCCAGCUCCACCUGGAAGCGACUCCCGACCUGCUUUGUCCGCAAGGAGUCAUUCAGAAGAGCCAUCCGAGAGAGCACAACCACAGUCUACGCAUCCUGUUAGUGAUACGCCCCCCAUCGUGGUUGAAUCUGCACCAAUCCCAAUCGAAACUCAGAUCCCCGUCGAGAUCACACCUGCACCUGAGGCGGCAGAGAUACCUCUGCCUCCCGCGACACCUGACAUCAGCCAGGAAGCACCCGCGAAGACAGCUCAGCCGCCCAAACAGCAUGCCAAGUUACGCAAAUCAAGUGACCAGCAGAGAAAAUUGCCAGAGCAGAGAAAAGGAAGGGGAAAGACUCCAACCGGACCACCACCAGUGCAGCAUAAGAGCGGUAUUCGUCGGUUGUUCGGCACCAAGCGAUCCAAGUCGAAGGAAUCCAAAGGGCGAGACAAUAUCCAGUCAGAACAACGUCCUGCUUCCCCGGUCGAAGAAGAUCCUGCAGUUGCUGCCGCGAGACGCGCAUUGGAAGGCCAGCCUGCGCAACCAGGCGACGGACCAACAUCGCCACCUCUUAGUCCGGGUCAUUUUAUGGGAUUGGCUACGGCUAGGCCUCCAAACGCUGUUCAGAACGAGGCACCACCCACUGUGUCGAUGAGCGCGCCUGUGGAGAUGGGCUCGACAUCGCAUCUCCCCAGUCCGGCAGAGCCUCCUUCCGAAGCGCUGGCUGCGCCACCCAGGACACGACGAGACGAAGAGUAUGAUCAGUUGUCUCGCGUCGACACGAAUGAGCGAGAGCAUGCUGACAAGGAAUUUUCGACCUUUGACCAAGGACCAUUACUUGACCAGCCAGCAUUUGUUCCAGUCGAAACGCCUACUCGAAGCGAGUUUGCCACGCCAGCGGAAGAACCACCGGCGCCAACAAUGAACAUAUACUCUGCAGUCACAGUAGGGCGAGAAGAAAGCUCUGCAGAUGAAGAAGGGCCGUCUGAAUCGGCCGACCAGGUCAACCCCACAGAUCGCUGGGCUCAAAUUCGCAAGAACGCAGCAGAGAGAGCAGCAAGACAGUCAGAAGAGCAGACGACACGAAGUCGGACAGAAACCCGCACUGAUGAUGGAGAUACCAGUGGAGAAGAGACAAUCGAAUCACGCGUGGCACGAAUCAAGGCUCGCGUGGCCGAACUCACGGGCAACAUGGAUAAUAGCAGGCGCUAGAUGUCCAAACUACCAACCAUUCUAUUUUACACCAACACACUUACAAUACAUUGUGAUGACAAACAAUUUUCCCUUUUCGUUUGUGAUGAGAUGUUUUACGGGAACUUAUCUUGGGCGCUGGAGUUUGAGCGUUGUCAUGGAGAUACCACUUUGAGCCUAAAAAUGCGAUGAGUUCCGCGAUUCAUCUCAGCGAUUCUAUUCUUGAGUGAGCGUUAUAGCAACCGUCACGCUUGCUGCAGGCCAGCACACCUAAUACCCCCUUCUCUUCGAGUUUUUGUUAGUUGCGCAGUUUGUGGAUACAUCAGAAGGCCUCGUCACGGAGUAUGGAUCAACCGCCAUGAAAAUAGAUGGCCUGGGGUAGUGGGAAGGAAAUCGAGGGCGGGCAGACUGGGAACACAAAGCUGUCCCAGUGCGGCAAGCGAGGGCGAGAGGUGUGGAGAGAUUGCGAGGCAGAUGCAUAACCGAUGGAUGAGAAGGCUAGGUGCUUCGCCGCCGAGGCGGCCAUGUACCUCUCUAUAUUCCAGCCCAAGGGCGAGUAAUUGUCAGAUAGAUAUCGGUGGCAGUGUGGUGGUAGCGCCGAUGGAUUGAAAAUCUCUGCAACGAGUUUCCC